Molecule: messenger RNA, 3363 nt
Organism: Oryza brachyantha (malo sina)
Lineage: Eukaryota; Viridiplantae; Streptophyta; Magnoliopsida; Poales; Poaceae
Exons: 12
Coding region: 260-2596 (778 amino acids)
Cellular component (GO): nucleus
Molecular function (GO): mRNA binding
Source: RefSeq, a predicted model, not a curated record
UCGCGCAGGGUUCCGUGGUGUCUUCCCUCUCCCCGCAAUCUCAAGGCCUGCGGUUUCGGCUCCGGUUCUAGGGUUUGGAUUGGAUUCCCCAACUCGAUCCCUCGACGACGCGAGGUGCGUGCGUACGCCCGCGUGGAUUCGGAUCCUCGUUGUCCCUCGAUUCGAUCCCUGGCCCUUCCAAAUCCGCUGUCUUGUGUGUGGCGGUCUCUCCAGGUUGUUCUUUUUUCGGUUUCGGUUUGUGCUGUGGUGAGCGGGGGAGAUGCCGCCGAAGGCUAGGAGGGGCGCCGCGGCGGCGUCGGCGGCGGCGGGGAGGAAGGGGCCAGGGACCAGGGGCAGGUUGGUGAAGGCGCAGGCGGCGGCCGUGGAGGAGCCGGCGCCCGUGGAGGAGGCGAAGGAGGUGCCCGCCGAGGAGGCGAAGGCUGCGGAGGAGGCCCCGAAGGUGGAGGAGCAGAAGCGCCAGCCGUCACCGCCACCGCACCAACCAGCCGCGGAGGAGAAGGCUCUGCCCGAUGCUGCAGCGAACGGCGCGAGCCACGGUGAAGAUGAGGGAACUACAAAAGAAUCAUAUGAAGAGGAUAAAGGUGAACGACUGGAGUUUGAGGAUGAGCCAGAAUAUGAAGAGGAGGCUGCUGUUGACUACGAUGAGAAAGACUUGGAGCAAUAUGAAGAGCAAUAUGAUGAUGUUGAUGAAGUGGUGGAAUAUACUGAAGAUGUGAUUGAAGAGGAGAUGGUAGACGAGGAACUUGAUGGUGGGGACGACGGCGAGGGGGAAGGAUAUGAAAAUGCCGAAGAAGAACAUAAUGUUGAUGUGGAGGAUGAAGAUCAUCAUGAAAUGGUGAAAGAGCACCGCAAGCGGAAGGAGUUUGAAGUUUUUGUUGGUGGGCUUGAUAAAGAUGCAACAGAAAGCGACCUUAGGAAGGUUUUUGGUGAAGUUGGUGAGAUCACUGAAGUUCGUUUGAUGAUGAAUCCUGUUACAAAGAAAAAUAAAGGCUUUGCCUUUCUGAGAUAUGCGACAGUAGAACAAGCAAGGCGGGCUGUGUCAGAGCUGAAGAAUCCGCUGGUGAGAGGCAAACAAUGUGGUGUCGCUCCUAGUCAUGACAACGAUACUCUUUUUGUCGGCAAUAUCUGCAAGACAUGGACUAAGGAGCAUUUGAAGGAGAAACUCAAGAGUUAUGGAGUUGAGAAUUUUGAUGAUCUACUAUUGGUUGAGGACAGCAAUAAUCCAGGAAUGAACCGUGGGUAUGCUUUACUUGAGUUUUCUACUCGCCCUGAAGCAAUGGAUGCUUUUAGGCGAUUGCAGAAGAGGGAUGUAGUUUUUGGAGUUGAUCGUAGUGCAAAGGUUUCCUUUGCUGAUUCUUAUCCUGAAGUUGACGAUGAAAUAAUGGCACAGGUUAGAACUGUAUUUAUUGAUGGCCUUCCUCCCUCAUGGGAUGAAGAUCGUCUCAAGAAGUACCUUAAAAAAUAUGGAGCUAUUGAGAAAGUUGAACUUGCCCGAAAUAUGCCAGCAGCCAAGAGAAAGGAUUUUGGGUUUGUUACUUUUGAUACACACGAUAAUGCUGUUGCAUGUGCUGAUGGGAUAUCUAAUUCUGAGAUUGGUGAAGGCGACAGCAAGGCAAAAGUGCGAGCCAGGUUAUCAAGACCACUGCAGAGACCUCCUAGAAUGAAGCAUGGAUUAAGAGGAAAUUUUAGGAUUGGGCAGGGUGCUUCUCGUGGUGGACGUUUUCCAUAUGAUCGUCCUCCACUUCGCCGGCCUCCACCUCGUCUUUCAAGACCUGAUGUUAGUCGCUUACCACCACCGGUCAGGGGCCGCCCACUGAAGAGGCCAGUAGAUAUUAGAGACAGGCGUCCUGUUGUGUCAAUACCAGAUAGAGUUAGGCGUUUGCCUCCACCAGAGAGAUCAUAUGAUAGAAGGCCUCCAGCUCUUGUGUAUCCCAAGAGAAGUCCAAGGAGAGAUUAUGGAAGGCGUGAUGAACUUCCUCCACCAAGGAGCAGAGCUACCUUUGGGGACUAUAGUUCAAGAGUUCCUGUGGAUAGACGCCCUUCUUAUAGGGAAGAUUAUUCACCCCGGGGGGCAGCCUAUUCGGACCUAGGUCCUCGUAAUGCUCCCCGUCUUUCGGAUAGGCGAGCAUAUGCUGAUGAUGGUUAUGGAGGGAAGAUUGACCGUCCUUUACCAACAUAUAGGGAGGGACGUGGUCGUGAUUAUGAUACAAUGUCUGGUUCAAAACGCUCAUAUGCUGAGAUGGAUGAUGUGCCACCUCGGUACCAUGACAUUAGUGUUCGUCAGUCUAAGGCACGCUUAGACUAUGACAUGGGUGGCAGCAGUGCCCGGCUUGGCCGAUCACAUGUGGGAUAUAGUGGUGGCAGAUCUGUCUCUGGUCAUGAUUCGGUGUACAGCAGUGGUCGUCAUGGCAUGAGUUAUGGAGGUUCUGCAAACAGUAGUGAUGCUGGUGGAAUGUACUCCUCAAAUUUUGGUGGUAGCUACAUGUCUCGUGGAUCUGACGUUGGCGGAAGUUCAUAUUCAUCACUUUACUCAGGCCGUAAUGCGGGUAGCAACAGUGGUUACUAUGGCGGUAGUGGUUCUAGUUCAUAUUACUGAGAUUUCGCAUCAUAUCGUCUUUGUGGAACAGACUUGGCACCAUAGGAGGUUGGUGUAGGCCCUGGAUUGUUUGGAGCUCCUUAAUUAAGGCCUACGGAUUUGGACAAGAAGUGGCAAUUGUGUGUGGGAGCUCUUGAAUAAGACAUGAUCAAAGAAGCCAGAAACACCGAGUUGGUUAAAGCAGUAGUCUUGUGGAUGUUCUGGCUAGUUUCUUUAAUGUAAGGCUUUGCUUUAUUUGGUCAAGAGUUGUGAACAUAAUUGCCACCUAUGGUAUCUUGUCAUCUUUACUUCCAGUGUUUCUAAACAUUUUUGAGAGAUAUGGAGUGUUUCAGUAAAGUAGUACUAUGAGGUAGUUCCCUGAAAUACAAGGUGCCUUGGAGAUAGUUAGCAUCUUGUGAUGUGCUGGCUGAAGAUCAGACUUACAAAUGAAGCCUUAGAAGUGGGCGCUUUGUGUAAGGCUGUUACUUCUGAAUCCGUUGGCAUCUGCACUCUGGUGGUUUGAUAAUUUGCUGAGUGAGGCAAAAAGAUGCUUGAUCAGACUGAAACUCUGGACUUGCUAUUUGUUAACUGCAGAAAAAAUGGAUUUGUUGGUUGCUGAAAUAGGGAGAAACCAUUUAUGUGGCUCAAGUAGUUCUUUCACCAAGCAAUUACUUAGCCCUUGCCAUAAUAAGUUUAAGAUAACAGAACUUGCAGUUACAGAACUGUGAGUAUGGCCUUGGAUUGCUGUUGUUGACUAGUAGCAGUAUAGAGUUCAGGGCACCGAGGCA